Molecule: messenger RNA, 1211 nt
Organism: Alexandromys fortis (reed vole)
Lineage: Eukaryota; Metazoa; Chordata; Mammalia; Rodentia; Cricetidae
Gene: Tm4sf5
Product: transmembrane 4 L six family member 5
Exons: 5
Coding region: 141-725 (194 amino acids)
Cellular component (GO): membrane
Source: RefSeq, a predicted model, not a curated record
CUUCUCUUAUCGCUGUGGUUCUACCAGGCUCCGCCACUCCUCUCCCCCGACCUUUGCCCCAAGCUCCAGGCUAUUUUGCUCUGGACCCUGGCACUUCCCGCUCACUCUCACUUGCAUCUGCCUUUCCUGAAGCCACUGCCAUGUGUACCGGACAAUGUGCUCGCUGCCUGGGGCUCUCCCUCAUCCCUCUCUCCCUGAUCUGCAUCAUAGCCAAUGCCCUCCUGCUGGUACCUAAUGGAGAGACCACCUGGACCGACAACCUCAGCUUGCAAGUCUGGCUCAUGGGUGGCUUCAUUGGAGGAGGCCUGAUGGUGCUGUGUCCAGGAAUCGCGGCGGUCCGCGCAGGGGGGAAGGGCUGCUGUGGUGCAGGUUGCUGUGGGAACCGCUGCAGGAUGUUUCGCUCCGUGUUCUCCUCUGCCUUUGGGAUACUUGGUGCCCUCUACUGCCUCUCGGUGUCGGGAGCGGGACUUCGAAUCGGACCCAAAUGCUUAGUAAACGAAGUGUGGGACUACCACUUCCUAGAAACCCAAGGCUCUUACUUGCGCAAUGACACUCUAUGGGAUCUAUGUGAGAAGCCGCCUAAGGUGGUGCCCUGGAACGUGACACUCUUCUCUCUGCUGGUGGUCGCCUCAAGUCUGGAAGUAGUGCUGUGUGGAAUACAGCUGGUGAACGCGACCUUGGGCGUAUUCUGUGGCGACUGCCGGAAGAAGGGCACAGCUCAGUGAGUUCCGUGGGCUCCCGCGAAUACCUCAUUUCUGGAAGUCUUAGUGGACUACCCACCCACCGCUUACCUGGAAUAAACUACUUUUAUGGCUCAGUUUCCUCCUUUGUGGUAUAAGCUGGCCUGAGCACCCUUUCCCAAGUCUGCUUUAGCGUUGGAAGGAGGGCCUGCAGAUGUAGCUAGACCAGUGGUUCUGUUUGUACCCGACUCCCUGCUUCUUAUUUUCUUAACUAAUCCCAAUUCUGCUUUAGCGUUGGAAGGAGGGCCUGCAGAUGUAGCUAGACCAGUGGUUCUGUUUGUACCCGACUCCCUGCUUCUUAUUUUCUUAACUAAUCCCAAUUCUGCUUUAGCGUUGGAAGGAGGGCCUGCAGAUGUAGCUAGACCAGUGGUUCUGUUUGUACCCGACUCCCUGCUUCUUAUUUUCUUAACUAAUAGUUAUUGUUCUGGAAAUAAAAUACUGUGCUCUCAAGGUGCCAGUGAUGAAAGAUAA